AUCCAUGUAAAGAAAAUCCCUGUAAGAAUGGUGGUACGUGUGUUUCAUCAGGUGAUGGAAAUUAUAACUGCACUUGUGUCAAUGGAACUACAGGAAGAAACUGUUCAGAAAUAGAAGACUAUUGUAAAUUUUCUGAGGAAGGUUAUGAAACGGGAGACAGUGUUUGUCCUGAAACUAAAUGUAAAACUUUAGACAAAGGGUUUAUCUGUGUUUGUGAUGAGAAAGAUGAUUAUUAUUAUUAUUAUGACUACACAAAAGAACAAUGUGUUCCAUACGAAUUUAAUAACUGUACCUUUAUGGAAUGUGAAAACAAUAAAGUGUGUGUGUCUGGAGCAUGUGAAGACUUUUCUAUAGAAAAAUACUGCAAUGAUUCCACAUGUGCCGAAAAAAACAAUAGCAUUUGUGUAGUAGACUAUGAAAACUCAAUAGCUCAUAAAUGUGUUUGUGCAGAAGGAUUUAAAGAAUUUGAUGGAGUGUGUUAUAAAAAAA
Messenger RNA from Limulus polyphemus (Atlantic horseshoe crab), 489 nucleotides. Its product is annotated as delta and Notch-like epidermal growth factor-related receptor. The annotation marks the transcript as partial. Lineage: Eukaryota; Metazoa; Arthropoda; Merostomata; Xiphosura; Limulidae. The transcript is spliced from 3 exons. The record is from RefSeq and is a predicted model, not a curated record.